UUCGUCCGUGCGCUCAUCCUACUCUUGAUUCCUUCCGUCUCACCACACGUGGCAGGCGAUGAUUUCCAUACACUGGCCUGCCGGCCCCGGAUUGUCUUGGGAAAUCUCAUCCAUCAAGCGAUAAGCAACUUUUUUGCCUCCCAAGACGACUAUCUAGCAUUCCAGAAAGUCAUGGAGAAGGUUCUAGACCUCCUUUCUCGACUUGUUGAGGAUGAAACUGUCCGCAUAUCUAGGGCUGAGAAGGAUCACGCCAAAAUGUACCAGAAAUUGGAGAAGUUCCGGAAGGAUCGCCUUGCGGGAAGCACAACAAGUAGCUUCUUGGAACGGUUCAAGUUCAGGAGGAAAGAGAAAGAUCGCAGCACAUGUCUCACGAACCUCAGGACGUGGAACAAGCGGGUCAAGAUCGCGGCAUGGAAGUGGCGUGAAGGCACCGUCAUAAUCAGGGCUCAGGAUGCUACUAGUUGUAUGGACUCGCAGGAUCGUGCUGAGCUGGAAAGAAUUUGCGAUGCCGCCGCUAAGGGAAUAUGCGAGUGGCUGCUUCGGCAUGAAACGUAUAUGAGAUGGGCCUCUCAUGAUCGAGGUCUGCUCUGGAUCAAAGGGAAGCCCGGCUCUGGGAAAUCGAUGUUGCUGCGAUAUGUUCUGAAUAACGUCACACUAAUACCGAAUACCGGAGAGAGAGGCUUGAUCCUCUUAUUCCUCUUCCACGGUCGCGGCUCUGAACUCCAAAAGACGCCGUUGGGACUCUUUCGGUUGCUCCUUUACUAUCUACUGUUCUAG
Molecule: messenger RNA, 777 nt
Organism: Fusarium falciforme
Lineage: Eukaryota; Fungi; Ascomycota; Sordariomycetes; Hypocreales; Nectriaceae
Exons: 4
Coding region: 172-777 (201 amino acids)
Source: RefSeq, a predicted model, not a curated record